Messenger RNA from Paramecium tetraurelia, 1770 nucleotides. RefSeq lists its product as uncharacterized. The record is from RefSeq and is a predicted model, not a curated record. Gene Ontology annotation, biological process: autophagy; peptidyl-serine phosphorylation; autophagosome organization. Gene Ontology annotation, molecular function: ATP binding; protein serine/threonine kinase activity. The transcript has 8 exons. Gene Ontology annotation, cellular component: cytoplasm; autophagosome. Lineage: Eukaryota; Ciliophora; Oligohymenophorea; Peniculida; Parameciidae.
AUGAAUGAAGAUUGGACAACUAAGAAAGUAGACAAGUAUGUCGUAGUGAACAAAACUUUGGGCCAAGGAGCGUAUGGAAUUGUCUAUAGAGGCUUUUAUUAAGAAGACGAAACUAAGCAAGUGGCUGUAAAAACCAUAAAAAUAGCAACAAUUUCAGACACUCCAAAAAUGAUUGAGUUGAUCAAAAGAGAAAUAGCUAUCCUUCAAAAAAUCAAUCAUCCAAAUAUAGUGAGGUUGUACGAUGUGGCUCGUACGAAUAACUAUUUGUACAUGUUUCUUGAAUAUUGUGCUGACGGUGAUCUCAAAGAUUACAUGGCCAAAAAGGAAGAAAAAAGAUUAAGCGAGCUUGAAGCUGUGAUCUUUAUCAAACACAUUGUCGAAGGAUUUAAGAGAUUGUACAAGCAGAAGAUUAUUCACAGAGACAUUAAACCUGCUAACAUUCUUCUUCACUAAGGAGUGGCUAAAAUUACAGACUUUGGUUUUGCACGUGUGAUGGAUUCAGAAAUGAAUGAUCCUGCUUAUCUCUCAAGAUUAGGUUCCCCUCUUUAUAUGGCUCCCCAAAUUCUUGAAGGCCAGCCAUUCUCAGCCAAAUGCGAUGUUUGGUCUGUUGGAGUUAUGUUUUAUGAACUUCUUUAUGGCAGAACUCCCUGGUCAGCCGAAAAUGCUUACUCGCUACUUGAAAACAUUAAAAAACAAUCACUUAAAUUUCCCCCCAAGCCAGUAAGAUCUCAGAAAAUCAAAGAACUUAUAACCCUAAUGUUGAGAGUUUAAGAAAAGGACAGAAUUUCUUGGGAAGGUGUUUUUGAAGAUCCUACAAUCAAAAUUGAUGAGGAGACUAUCAAAGAGAAUAUGAAAAAUAUCCUGAAAGAAAAAGAUGAAAUUUCCAAGUCCAUUAGUCUUAAUAAAUUAUAUAUUGAUCAAAACUUAGUUGUUGGUUAUUUGGCUAAAAAUCCUAUUAAUACUCUAGAAAACUCUAAUCAAUAAACAUUAGAAGCUUCUGCUGAAGCCAGAUCUCAAUCAGCUAAAUUUUCAAGUCAAUUUGAUUCCGAUUCCAAUGCUGACAUCAUCAUGAGCAAUUACAAAAACGAGAAGAAGAGAAGGGAUGCUAUGCUCAAAUACAACAAUUACUUUUUAUUUGAAAGAAAUAUAGCUUUCUUCUUUAACUUUGUUAUUCAGAAAAUUAUUAAAUUAUAAACGAAAUUAUAGCUAGCAAAUGACAAUUAUUUCAGAUUAAUUUAUUUGAUUGCCAAAAAUCAAAUGGUUCAUCUUGAAAGAGUCAAUCAACAAUUAUAGAGAAAGGAUCAUGAUAAAUUCGAUAAGGAAACUUGGGGCAGAUUUUUAGCAUCCUAAGAAUACUAAAAGUUAAUAUCAUUAAUUUCUAUGGAUAUGAAGCAUUCAUUGGAUUUCUAUACUGAAAUCUCAAAGAAGUGCAACAUAGUUCAAUAAGAAGAAUUAGUGAAUGGAAAAGCAACUGGUCCCACUUCGAGUUUGAUCAAGAAUUUCUUAUCAAUUCAAAACAAUAACUUUGAAGCAAAUGACACCUUCCAUAUGCUCUAUAGAGACAUCAUUGUUGAGAACUUGAAAAACAUCAAAAAUCUAAACAGUAAAGAAACCGAAAUUAAUUUGCUCCUUCUUUACCUUUUAAUAUGCUAGAAUCCAUAUGAGGAAUUUAAAGACAUUAACUAUGACUUCAACACCUUUUAUGAGGAAAUUGAAAAUUUAACUCUUUCAGAAGUACAAGAAAAGCUGCAAAAAAAAGGAUAAAAAUGA